Molecule: messenger RNA, 927 nt
Organism: Argentina anserina (silverweed cinquefoil)
Lineage: Eukaryota; Viridiplantae; Streptophyta; Magnoliopsida; Rosales; Rosaceae
Exons: 2
Coding region: 1-927 (308 amino acids)
Source: RefSeq, a predicted model, not a curated record
AUGGAGAGAGAAGAUGAGGUUGACCAACUAGAUGUGGAGAUGCAACAACUUGCUAUGUUUGCUUCAAAUGACCCCACAACUUUUGAAGAGGCUGCUAAGAGUCCGAUUUGGAGAAAAGCUAUGGUCCAAGAAAUACAAGCUAUUGAGAGAAUGGAGGGGUUUGAAAGAUGCUUGAGUGAUCACACACUUUUCACAAAGAACUGUGCAGGUGGAGGUAUUCUAAUAAUCAGCUUGUAUGUCGAUGACUUUAUUUUCACAGGAAACAAUGAGCAUAUGUUUGAAAAGUUCAAAAGUUCGAUGAAAGAAGAGUUUGAUAUGUCUCAUCUUGGUUGCAUUAAGUACUUUCUUGGAGUGGAGGUGGUGCAAAACUCUAUUGGAAUUUUCAUAAGCCAAAAGAAGUAUGUCAAUGAGGUACUGGAAAGAUUUGGAAUGGAACGUCUUAAUUCCGUGAAAAAUCCUAUUGUUCCUGGAAGUAGGCUUGCUAAGGAUGAAGGAGGCAUUAAGGUUGAUUCCACUACUUUCAAGCAAAUGGUGGGCAACCUUAUGUAUUUAACUGCCACCAGGCCUAAUCUAAUGUAUGUAGUGAACUUGAUAGCUCGUUUUAUGGAGGUCCCAACGGUGUUGCAUCAACAAGCAUUGAAGAGAGUGUUUCGAUACUUGAAGAGAACAACUGAGCUGGGAAUACUCUACAAGAAAGGAGGAGAAGAGAGCUUGUUUGCCUAUUCAGAUAGUGACUAUGCUGGUGACCUUGAUGGUCGCAAAAGCACCUGCUAUGUUUUUAAAAUGAGCUCUGGAGCUGUAGCAUGGAGUUCCAAAAAGCAACCAAUUGUGUCACUUUCCACCACUGAAAGCGAAGUUCAUUGUUGCUGCUGCAUGUGCUUGUCAAAGUGUGUGGAUGCAGCGAGUUCUUGGGAAGCUUGGCCUUAA